Molecule: messenger RNA, 1395 nt
Organism: Telopea speciosissima
Lineage: Eukaryota; Viridiplantae; Streptophyta; Magnoliopsida; Proteales; Proteaceae
Exons: 12
Source: RefSeq, a predicted model, not a curated record
UUUGGACCUUCUUCUUCUUCUUCUUCUUCUUCUUCUUCUUCUUCUCUGCAAGUGUACUUUUUUCUAUUCUCAGUUUCUCUGUGGCUUCAUUUAGUACAUGGAGCUGCACCGACGGUGCCGGUCGGCAACAUUUCACGGGUCGAAGACGCUGUGUAUUUCCGUAUAUAUUAUGGGCAGACCUUCAAAGUCAUCAAAAAUAGUGUUGAUGGCAAGAGCUAUCUUCUUAUUCAGAACAACUCUAAAAUGGCCCCAAAGACAAAAUACUGCACGGAAAGAAUCAAAUCCUUCGUGGUACCUUUAUCCAAUUACUCAAUCGACACAGAAGAUUACCCAGGCGUUCCAGUAUCUUUCUUUGAGCUCCUAGGUAUGCUAGGGAACUUAAAGGGCAUAACAUCAGAUUCUGUGGCUUCCGAAUGCUUAUUGAAAUAUUGUGUCGAAGGAGACAUCGCAAUUAUAAAUAAGAGUGAUGAUCAACAACUUACACAAUUUGCGGCACAUUUUAUCAGCAACAGUGAUCAACAACAAGCUUGUCAAUUUGCCAUGUUUUUACCUUCUGUUGAGGAUACCCCUCUCCAGAGAGCAGAGUGGAUCAAGUACUUAGGGGUCUUCGCAAAUAUGGAAGUUAGAGCUAAUCAAGUCUAUGAUACAGUGAAACAGAACUAUAUGUGCUUAACUAAAGCUGCAGCAAGCAAGACAUCCUCAUUUAAACCAGUAGUAGCUUGGCUUCAAUAUAGUGAGGGUGUUUGGUAUUUCACAAAUGAAGCAUACAAGAUGAAGUAUGUGCAAGAUGCAGGAGGGGUGAAUGUUGAUGAAUCCAUCAACAAAAUUACUUAUAACAUCUCAAUUCCUGAUGACUUGGAGAACUUCCAUGCCAUAUUAUGUACACUUGAUGUUGUGAUAGAUGAAACCUAUGCUGAUGACCUAACUCAAUACAAUCUUGCAACAUUUCUUCGCAACAUUAAUGUCGAUGACCAGUCUUGUUUUGCUUUUCUUACAAAUCAAAGUGUGUGGAGAUAUGACAAAAGAACCUACAAUUCCACUGCCAUCGACUGGUUUGAUGGUGCCAUCUCCCAACCUCAAUUGGCAUUAGCAGAUCUUCUUGAAGCCUUCUUCCCUACAGGAAACUAUACAACAACAUACUUAAGGAACCUUGCAAAGGAAGAAGAGAUUGUAACUGUUGGACCUGAGAUGUGCAACAGAGAUAGCUCUGAAGCAAUGGACCCCAUCAUGGUACCUUGUCAAUGAAGCCAAAUGAUAAUCUUGGGUUGUGUUUGUUCUUCUUUUUAGUUUUUUAUUUCUAUUUUAUCUUGAUUUUAAAUAAUCCUUAAUUUUUUUAGUACUUACUUGAGGGUGUUUACUACAAAAUGUAUAAGCUUUUUUGGGUUGAUUUUUUUA